Apaloderma vittatum (bar-tailed trogon) is the source of this 1287-nucleotide messenger RNA. It is a transcript of the gene GCNT7, whose product is annotated as glucosaminyl (N-acetyl) transferase family member 7. NCBI's taxonomy places the organism in Eukaryota, Metazoa, Chordata, Aves, Trogoniformes, Trogonidae. The transcript is spliced from 3 exons. Gene Ontology annotation, molecular function: acetylglucosaminyltransferase activity. Gene Ontology annotation, cellular component: membrane. The record is from RefSeq and is a predicted model, not a curated record. Bases 1 to 1287 code for a protein of 428 amino acids.
AUGAACCCACUUGAUGCAACAAAAUCGGGAUUUUUAGUGUGCAUUGCUGUCUGCAUGUUCAUCUACACUUUCAUCUACCUAAAGGAUGCGCCAAAUGAACAAAAACUUAAUGCAAAUACAGCAGAGUGUGGCUUUUACCCGGAUGAAAUUUGUUCAGCUCUUUUUGUGGGAAAAACUGCUGCCUUUAAAAUUGGAAACUUGUGUCAGAGUAUCUACCAACCUAAACCACUCAGCUGCAUUCAGACUUCGUGCAACUGCUCUGUGGUUCUGAAGACUCUGCAUUUUAUCACAAGACCACUAUCAGAUGAAGAAAGAAAUUUCUCAUUGGCUUAUAUUAUCACAAUUCACAAGGAGCUGGAAAUGUUUGUGAAGCUGCUAAGAGCUAUUUAUAUGCCUCAGAAUAUUUAUUGCAUACAUGUUGACGAAAAGUCACCAAAAGAUUAUAAAGCUGCUGUACAAAACAUUGUUAAUUGCUUUGAAAAUAUUUUUAUUUCCUCAAAAAGAGAAAAUGUUGUUUAUGCAGGAUUUUCAAGAUUACAGGCUGAUAUUAAUUGCAUGAGAGAUCUAAUUCAUUCCAAAAUUCAGUGGAAUUAUGUUAUUAACCUAUGUGGUCAAGAUUAUCCUAUUAAAACAAACAAAGACAUUAUACAAUACAUCAAAAGUAAAUGGAAUGGUAAAAACAUGACUCCUGGGGUAGUCCAACCACUUCAUAUGAAACACAGAACACGGCUUAGCUACAGAGAAUGCGUAGGCUCUGGAGUAUCAUAUGUGUAUCCAACAAAGAAUAUAAAAGCUAAGCCUCCAUAUAAUUUGACAAUAUAUUUUGGUAGCGCCUAUUACAUACUCACCAGAGAAUUUGUAGAGUUUACACUGACUGAUGCACGUGCAAAAGAAUUGCUUGAGUGGUCAAGAGACACGUACAGUCCGGAUGAACACUACUGGGUCACACUGAAUCGUUUAACUGAUGCUCCAGGGGCUACACCCAAGGCAGACUGGGAAGGAAACAUACGAGCCAUUAAAUGGAAAGAUCAAGAAGGAACCACGCACAAAGGCUGCAAAGGUCAUUACAUCAGAGACAUUUGUGUCUAUGGACUCGGGGAUUUGCAGUGGAUUAUUGAGUCACCUCAUCUGUUUGCCAACAAAUUUGAGCCUGCAACAUAUCCCCUUGUUAUGGACUGCCUAGAGAGACGCUACAGGCUUAAAGUACUGCACCAGGCAGAAGUCCCCAUCGAAGAGCACUGGCGUUUCCAGCAAGAGAACUACUUCAACAUGAAGCUGGAUGUUUAA